AUGUCCCUCUCUUCUGAACUGGCUGCAGCUAUCGAAGAGCAAGACCUUUCUCCAGACAAGAGGCCUAAUGUCCUAGUCCCACAAGGUGAUGAUCCCAUCACGUUGACACAAAGAAUGCUCUCGGCCUGCUCGGGCUCAGUGCUGACGUCGUUAUUGGUCACUCCCUUCGACGUUGUAAGGAUACGAUUACAGCAGCAGGUGCUGUUGGCCCCACCUGUUGAUUGUUGUCGUCGAGAAGUGUUCUGGAAACACCCCAAUGCUUCAAAUCCUGUGGCUUCGUGUGCGACCACAGAGGUUCCCUGCUCAACAAAGCCGUUAGGUGGGACUGUAUCGGCGCUCUUCACCAUUGGCAGAAACGAAGGGUUUGCCACCUUGUGGCGUGGCCUAUCGCUGACGCUGUUGAUGGCUGCGCCGGCAAACAUCAUCUACUUUACAGGCUACGAGCUGCUGAGAGAUUCCUCGCCUAUUGCUCAUAUGACAUGGCUGAACCCGUUGCUCUGUGGGUCCAUCGCCAGGUCGAUAGCAGGGACGUGUAUAGCACCACUGGAGCUGUUGAAGACCAGAUUACAGAGCAUCCCCAGCGCAGAGAGGAAGUUGGCAUCGUUGGUUGAUGAUCUACGUAUCGAUGUGGCCAAGAAGGGCCCCAGAGUGCUAUUCAGGGGACUGGCACUGACGCUAUGGAGGGACGUGCCGUUCAGUGGAAUCUACUGGUCCUCCUAUGAGUAUUUCAAACAUAUGCUUGCAUCGAACCCAAGUUGGCAUUUCACACAGAGUAACGACACCAAUCUGUUCCUUCACUCCUUCAUCAGUGGGAGCAUCAGUGGAAGCAUCGCUGCGUUUGCUACAAAUCCGUUCGAUGUUGGCAAGACAAGGCUUCAAAUCUCCAGCGAAUCGAAGUCCACAGGGUUCAAAGAGAAGAAGCUGGCCAAGUUCAUGUCGGAUAUCGUCAAGUACGAAGGUGUAGGUGCGCUCUACGUUGGGCUGAUACCUCGUCUCUUAAAGGUUGCUCCUUCAUGUGCCAUCAUGAUUUCAAGCUACGAACUGGGUAAGAAGUUCUUCUCAUCAUCAUCAUGA
Molecule: messenger RNA, 1074 nt
Organism: Williopsis jadinii
Lineage: Eukaryota; Fungi; Ascomycota; Saccharomycetes; Phaffomycetales; Wickerhamomycetaceae
Gene: MTM1
Product: Mtm1p
Exons: 1
Coding region: 1-1074 (357 amino acids)
Biological process (GO): mitochondrial transmembrane transport
Source: RefSeq, a predicted model, not a curated record